AAUCUUGUGUCAAGUAUCUACGCAAAGGUUGAAUUUCGAAAAACUCGUAAAUAAGAGACCUUUUUUUGAAGAAUUUAAAACAAAAAGUAUAAUAAAUACCGUGAUUCGUAAUAUUAAAUCGAACUGGAAACGUCAAUAUGACGGUAGUCGAUUACGUAAUUAAACAAAUGAUUUACGAAAGUGUCUAUAAUUUUUUAUUACAAAAAGGAGGAAAUAUCAAGCCCUAACGUUUGGUAACGUCGUUUUCACAAUUGAAUAAAGAAAAUUGAUCGCGCGGUACGUCGACAUAAAUACCAUCGUUUAAUAAAGUUUACCGUUUAAAAUCAUGUUUAAACAAUUAAACUUUGUACAAGAUUCGAGUUCGCAGCAAACUUAGAAACAUCAAGAAUAUGGUACGAUGUUCUGUAUAUAAGUUUCGAUAUACGACAGAAAGAAAGUUAACUGGGAGAAUUUCAGUGUUAUUUAUGUAAAUAUAUGAUUUCAAACGAAUCAAACGUGCGUCGUCCGCGAUUAGUAACGAAGAAUUCCCCUGUUGAACGCUACGUGACGUGCACAUAAUUCCGUCAAGGUAGUUAUCAUUAUUGAUGCAAGAGAGCGUUCUGAUGCGUGUUAGUUGCUCAGCUGUUUUGAAGAAUCGACGCAGCCUGGCAGUGAUUGUCCGUAACGCGGCGUGGAAUCGCUGCAUUCACGUCCAAACGCAAACAGAUGUGGAGUGACUGUCCAAAUUUUUGACAUAUCUCGUCCAAGAUUCUUCAAAAACAGCGAACACCAUUUUUCUAUAGAAUUUCUGUGACGCUGUGAACGUGUGCGGUUUACAGACGAUCGGUGUCAGAGGUUAGAGAGACCGAAAAGGAAAACAAGAAAUCGCCAUGAGCGAGUUAAGCCAAGAGGAAGUAAGAAGAAGGCGAAUGGUCCGUUUAGCAGGCCUGGAUAGCAUUAGUUCUACGACUACUUUAAAUCAUAAUACUGGUCCAGUUUCUCCAAGUACGCCAGGCCCGUCGAGAGCAUUUACAGGACAAAUAAUAUCUCCGUCGAAGCAGCAGCAAUUUCAAAUUCCUGAAAUGCCGAUGGAAGUAGAGGAAAAUAGCGAUAAACAAUGUUCUUCUGGAGUGGAUGUAGACUCGGGAAUUGAAAAUAUGGAAGUUGAAGAGUCCGAUAGAAAGGAUUCAAAAUCCAGAUCACGUACCACAAGUUCUAGCACAGAGGUAACUAUAGAGCAAAUACAUUCUGUGAUCUCGCGUGUAUUAUGCAUAUCAUGGAAAGAACCAACAGAGGGUACCGUAUUCCUACCGCAAACCGCGUCGUAUACGUCUACACAAAAGCUUGUUGACGCAGCAGAGCUUAUUAAUCAAGCGUUAAUGGAAAUUCUGUGCAUGUUAACAAAAGGUGAUAAUCCUUUAAAACAAAUUUAUGUAGAGGCGUCAUCGGUUCGGGAGGAUAGUCCUAAUAGGCAAGCGUGUCUUUCAUUGAGCCCAUUCGCGUUAUUUUGCCGUUGUAGUACUUGUUGUGAAACGUCGCAUCCAAAGAGUCUCAUCUAUUUACUAGACUGUUAUUCAAGAGUCGCCGUUGAAGAACGAAAUCACCCAAAGAAAUCAAGUACACCGCCACUCUCCGAUGUACUGGCUACGCUAAGAGCACAGUGUGUUCAAUACUCCUGUCUUGUACUCCAAGGCCUGAUCGGUAUUAAUCAGUUCUCGACGGCGCAUCAUUUGUCUAUGCCACCUCUUCUCUAUCCAAUACUCUCGCAGAGUUUACCUCGGGGCUAUUUACACGAACUAGUGGCAAGAACACACACGAAUCUAGCAGUAUUCAAUAAAAUUUUUACACCGUUGUUGCAAGGUCUGUAUCUUUCGAUGCAACAAGUCAGUUUGGACGGAAACAAGCAUCGAAUGCCGAUCGGAGCAUUGGAAGAGUUAAUAGAAAUCCGUUGCGGACCGACGAGUAAUAUACGGCCGAUUUGCCGUUUAAUUACUCAUCAAAUUCAAUUUUUGCCUGACAUUAUGACGUCAGCGGCUGGUAGAGAACUUACGAUAACGUCUUACCUGGGUCCUUUCCUGUCGGUCUCGAUUUUCAACGAAGAUUCAGCCGUGGUUGAAGAAUUUUUCAGCGACGACAACCCGAUCGUCAAUAAGGUGAUGAAUGUAACGUUGCAGCAAGAAUUGGAGAGGACCAGAACGUCGCUUCACAAAAUGUUACACGCCAUACUUGCGAAUAGCAAUUGUCGCGAUGCUAUGUUAACGUACUUGGCGAUGUUGCUGUGUCAUAAUGAAAAACGUGCCCAAAUACAGACGGAAGAGUUCUCUCUUGCCGGAGACGGAUUUAUGUUAAAUCUGUUAUCGGUAUUGCAAAUGCUUUCUGUGAAAAUCAAACUGGACACCGUCGAUCCCUUGUACCCGUUUCAUCCAACAAGUUUAGUGGAAAUUAAAAACGAGACAAGGCUAAAACUUACGUCCCACGAAGUCACCGAAUGGCUAAAACAUUUGGAAAGGACGCACAAGUGGGUCGAGCCAAAGUUUCCGACUCAAUGUUGGUUUCUUACCUUACAUUGUCACCAUAUAGCGUUAUUACCAGCGUUACAAAAAUACCAGAGAAAACUAAGGAAUUUGCGUGACAUCCAGAAAAUGCUCGACGAGUUGCAAGCUACCGAACCACAGUGGAAAGAUACACCUUUCGCUGGACGCAAUAAGGCAUUAAUAAAACGUUGUAAAGAACAAUUGAAACAACUCAGUAAAUCCAAAUCGUGCUCGGAUGCCGGAUUAAUUGAUCCUACAUUAUUGAGAAGGUGCUUGCAUUUUUAUAUUUCCGUAGCGGAGGUUCUGUUAAGUUUAUUAACUCAAACCCCGCCAGGAAAUCCACCUCCAGAACUUCCUUUGCUGCAAGAAGUUCCACAAAAAUUUACAGCGCUACCAGAAUGGUACGUCGAAGAUAUUGCGGAAUUUUUAUUAUUUACACUUCAAUUUAGUCCCGGCGUGGUAACAAAUAACAUGGAUAAUUCACUCAUUACAUGGUUGCUUGUUGUAGUAUGUACCCCACAUUGUAUACGAAAUCCAUAUUUAAUAGCAAAAAUUAUUGAAGUGCUGUUUGUGAUAAAUCCGAGUGUUCAGGGACAAACUGAAUCGCUACAUGACCAAGUAAUGGCACAUCCUAUAUCCAAAACGCUAUUAGCAUCGUACCUUAUGAAGUUCUAUACAGACGUUGAAACGACUGGCUCUAGUUCCGAAUUUUACGAUAAAUUUUCUAUUCGUUAUCAUAUUAGUUUAAUAUUGAAGUCUAUGUGGGACAGCCCAGUACACCGGGAGUCGAUCAUUAAUGAGAGCAAUAACGGCAAGCAAUUUGUGAAGUUCAUUAACAUGUUAAUGAACGACACUACCUUUUUACUCGAUGAAAGUUUGGAAACGUUGAAGCGUAUCCAUGAAAUACAAGAACUGAUGUCUGAUCUUAGAGCGUGGGCAGCGCUAUCAAAUGAACAGCAACAUUCGCGGAUGAGACAAUUAGCAGCGGACGAAAGACAAGCCAGAUCGUAUCUAACUCUGGCUAAGGAGACCGUUGCUAUGUUUCAUUAUUUGACAGUUGAUAUCACGGAACCGUUUCUACGACCAGAGUUGGUAGGAAGAUUGUGUGCCAUGUUAAACUUUAACCUACAACAGUUGUGCGGACCUAAAUGCAAAAAUUUAAAAGUACGAGAACCACAAAAGUAUGGAUGGGAACCAAGAGCUUUACUCAGUCAAUUGGUCGACAUAUAUUUACAUCUUGACUGCGAUAAUUUUGCGGCCGCUUUGGCCAGUGAUGAACGCUCAUUUUGCAAGGAAUUAUUUACGGACGCAGCGAAUAGGCUAGAAAGGUCGGUAAUCAAGACUACGACAGAAAUUGAAAGAUUUAUAGUACUAGCGGAACGUGCUGCGGUCAUCGCAAGAGAUAAUCGUGCUCGUGACGAAGACUAUGGCGACGCACCAGAGGAAUUUCGAGAUCCACUUAUGGACACUCUCAUGGAGGAACCUGUUAAACUUCCGUCUGGUAUAGUUAUGGAUAAAGCAGUCAUUAUUAGACAUCUCCUUAAUAGUGCCACAGAUCCUUUCAGUAGACAACCUCUCAGUGAAGAUAUGCUUACACCGAUGCUCGAUUUAAAAGAAAGGAUAUCGGUGUGGAAACAACAAAAGAAAAAAUCUACAAACAUAUAAAUUGUGAUUCUAAUCGCGACAUCCACUAAAACGGAAACAUCACGAUAUCGCGCAACUGAUGUUGCCUAUACGAUACAUUUCACAAAUCCCUAAAUGUAUCAUUUUCGUGUGGCAAAUGAAUAUAGUGCAAUGAUCUCGCUAUUGUGCAAAUAUUGCGCUCAAUAAAUUUACGGUUUUUAUACAUUAAAACGUUAAACAGACUGCAGCUAGGUAACUGCCAACCAUUACUCCAAGAAUAAUACUUUUAAAAGAACUUGUAAAUAACUGCUAGCUGAUACGUCGGCACCCAGAGAAAUUAAAAUCUUAUUCACAAACUUAGCACUUGUUCCUUUGUACGUAACUGGUGCACGUGGCUGCGGGUGAAAAGUUGAAAACAUAUCCCGCGUUUAAUUUUCAAAAAAAAAAAAAAAAAA
Molecule: messenger RNA, 4591 nt
Organism: Colletes gigas
Lineage: Eukaryota; Metazoa; Arthropoda; Insecta; Hymenoptera; Colletidae
Gene: Ube4B
Product: ubiquitin conjugation factor E4 B
Exons: 8
Coding region: 870-4178 (1102 amino acids)
Biological process (GO): protein polyubiquitination
Cellular component (GO): nucleus; cytoplasm; ubiquitin ligase complex
Molecular function (GO): ubiquitin-ubiquitin ligase activity
Source: RefSeq, a predicted model, not a curated record